Messenger RNA from Sesamum indicum (sesame), 2073 nucleotides. RefSeq names its product Mad3/BUB1 homology region 1. Gene Ontology annotation, biological process: meiotic sister chromatid cohesion, centromeric; mitotic spindle assembly checkpoint signaling. Gene Ontology annotation, molecular function: protein kinase activity. The record is from RefSeq and is a predicted model, not a curated record. Lineage: Eukaryota; Viridiplantae; Streptophyta; Magnoliopsida; Lamiales; Pedaliaceae.
CAGUGGCCCACGCACAAACCCUUCCCCCCUCUCAAGUACUGCCAAACCAUUCAAAUUUAGGAAGCACAGUCUUCAAUCAAUGUCGAACAAUGGCAACACUCUGUACAACAAUCUCUUCUCUUCGCUGAUUUCCGACAUCAAAUCCUAUAAUGGGAUUGAUCCUCUCCUCCCUUGGCUCCGUGGGAUAAGAAAGAUGAAGGAGACGCUGCCGCCUCAGCUUCUGAAGGAGAAGCUGCCUCGAUUUCUCCAGAAAUGCUCCGAGACUUUCCUGACUGACCGCCGUUACUCCAAUGAUUUGCGAUACCUUCGCGUUUGGUUGCAGUUGAUGGAUUUUGUGGAUGAUCCAAAAGCAAUUCUGAAAACAAUGGAGAUGAAUCAGAUUGGGAUGAAGAAGUCUUUGUUUUACCAGGCAUACGCUCUCUAUUAUGAGAAAUUGAAGAAGUUUGAUGCAGCUGAGAAGAUUUAUCAUUUGGGAGUGCAAAACCUUGCAGAGCCUGCUGAUGAGUUGCAAAAGUCAUUUGAGCAGUUUCUAAGUCGUAUGGAGCGACAUAAAAAUAAGAGAGUUCAGGGAGGGAAAACAAACAGCGAAGUACUGAAUCAUGAGGUUAGAGGUUGUAAAGAGGACUCACACAGAGUUCAUGGUCAGACUGCACAUAUUUGGAAUGAACGGAAUUUUCCCGAGACACAAGCUAAAUUUGUAAAUAUUCGUAACAAGAUAGCUCCAUCACAAAGUUGUCAAACUGAAAUGCCAAUGAGAGAAGCAAAUCAUAACCACAUGGCAGCAAAAUCCUGUAAUGUUGGACAACUUGGUGAUCAACCUCCUCUAAAGUUGGUAAUGAGUGAUUCUGGAGUCAAUGUAAAACUAGAGGAAGACAAAAGCCGAAGGUUUUGUAGUGAUGAUACAGUUGUAGUGAAGUUUGUAGAUACUGCCAUUGUUGGGAAAUCUUAUGCAGAAGAUGCACGACAUCAUGGUCUUGUGGAACCUACUAUUAACACUAAAGAGGCCAUGAAUGCCAUCAACAGCAUGUUCCGAGAGCCAUUAGAGCCAUCAGUUGCUGGGAGGACAAGGAGAAACCAGUCCACUACUAGUAACAAUGUGAAAAAUGGAUUUAAUGUUUUCACUGAUGAAAGUUUAGAGACUGACUUCCGAUCAGCACAGCAGAGAGAAGAUCCAUCAAGGACCCAACUUAAGGGAGUUGAUGUGGAUCAGCCUCUGGAGACAUCAUUUGAAAUAUAUGUUGACAGUGAGGAAACCAAUGAUGUUAAAGAGAAAGUCAAUGAGAAAGGUAUACAAGCUCACAAUGCAAGCAGUUUCAGUAGGAAUGUGUUUGGUAAAUCAGAUGAUCAUCCUUCAGACUGUUUUAAAGAUCCGAAACCUAGGAGUGUGCACCAAGCUGGACCCCGGGAGGAUACAGUUGUUUAUAGGUUUGUGGGAUCAACCAUCUCAGAUGAACCUGAAGUGGAAAAUGUUUGGCACCAUGGCCUUGUAGAUCCCACCAUUAAUUUUAAGGAGGCUAUGAAAGAUAUUAAUAGCAUGUUUGGAAAGCCAAUAGAAUUUGUGAGGAAAAGCAGGCCCAAGAAACACGAUAGAGCACCUGAUGUGAAGAAUAAUUGUGAAGAGUUUCUGAUUCUUCCUGAUGAUGAUGAACCAGAAAACAAAAAGGUUGAAGAUGAUAUUGGUUGCAUGUUCCAGAAACCAUUAGGGUUUGAAAUGAGAUGCAACCGCAGGAAUUUAGACAAAGAGCCGGAUGUGAUGAACAACCAGGGUGGGUUUUUGAUACUUCCUGAUGAUGAAUUAGAUAAUCAACAAGAUAGCUCCUUGCCGAGCUCAUCUACCAGAAAUGGUAAUGAUUUGUUUGAACAAACUCUCUGCACAAAAGAGGCAAUGGAUGAAAUCAACAAACUGUUUGCAAUGCCAAUGGAUUUCUAAAAUCCUAUAACACUAAUGGUGGCAGCUUGAAUAGGCUUGGAUCCCUCCACAGUCCAUGUUCCAUAGUGCUUGCAGCUUUGGCAGUAGACGGUUCCUUCCACCACCACAUCAACAGCCUUCUCCGCCACUUUUGGUGGCUGUGG